Sesamum indicum (sesame) is the source of this 2072-nucleotide messenger RNA. RefSeq names its product PHD finger-containing protein 1. NCBI's taxonomy places the organism in Eukaryota, Viridiplantae, Streptophyta, Magnoliopsida, Lamiales, Pedaliaceae. Gene Ontology annotation, molecular function: histone reader activity. Gene Ontology annotation, biological process: negative regulation of transcription elongation by RNA polymerase II. The record is from RefSeq and is a predicted model, not a curated record.
AAGUGGUCUGAGUCUCAUCCACGCCUUGUCCUUUUCCACACACACUCACCUGCCUCUCACUCUCACUCACACACGAUUCAACUCUCUCUCUCUCGACUACACGCAGUUCUGUAGUGGUGGUGUGCGUUUGAAGAAUUGUUAUUAAACAACAGACGCAAAAAAUAUAGGUAUUGAUUUCCGAGAAAAACAGCACCACGCAUUCUUGCUCUCCAACAUCUCAGGCCCACCACAUGGAGGGCCCUUGUGAUAUCUGUGGUGAUGUUGGGGUUGCUGAUGCAUUAGUUACUUGCUGUCAAUGUAAAAUAAAUUGUGAGCAUAUGUAUUGCAUGAGAACCCCUCUAGAGGAGCACAUAGACGACUGGCAUUGCGAAGAAUGUGAAUCUAGCUCUAAAGCAAAGUCACUUGCAUCUUGUCCGAUUGGAGAGUUUCCCAGCGUGUCAAAAUCAACUAACUCUGUGGAAGCACAGAAGGGUGGUUUGCUGUGUGGAGGGAGUAGAAAAUUGCUUAACCAAUCUAGGAAGGGUUCUGUUGAUUGGGAAAAGAAAGUGGCAACUGGGAAGACUAAAUACAUCUGUGUCAAAGAAGCUAUCAAGCUCUCAGCAGGAGAAAAGAAAUAUUUGGCCCCUUCAAAUAUUACUUGUCACUCAAAGCCCCCAGGGCCUCGGAUUGGGGUAAAUAAAUUGGAGAGAACACUGAGCAGGCCCAGAACUACACCCUUAUGUUUCUCCUCUGAGCAGGAUCUUGCUUCAGGUGGUUUAGCGCAAUCAAAGCCUCAAAGGCCUGGCAACAUGGAGAUCUAUGAAGGGCAAGUACAAAAAUCCAAGAAACUCUCAGAAUUGCAAAGAUCGGUAGGCAGCUUCCAACCUUCUCGAGCACCUAUGAACAAACACAUACAGAAGGAGCUGCCAACAAAUGUUCAAUUGCCUCAAACCAAGGCAAGAAGUUCAAUGCAUAAGCCCUUAUCUGCUCCAUCUCCAUCGCAGAAUGCAUCACUAGUUACCAUUUCAGGUGGUAAUCGUCUCACUGCUGUUGAGCUGCGGACUUGUAAUGCAGAGAAUGUGAAUAACAAUCUUUUGCCUGAUUUAGAGAAACGUUCAGUAACUCCUGCUUUGGAUGCUGUCUGGAAGGGAAGCUUCAGGAUCCACGAUGAUCAUAGACAUCGGGUACUGAAUCCUCAAAUUCAUGCUCAUCCUGCUACCCGAGUUCGUAGAAAGAUCCAUGAAUUUUCAAAGCAAAUGCCUAAAGUACUUCAUUUUCAUUUGGUUCCCUACAAAAAAUUCUGGAUCAAUUUAUUCCAGGAUUAUAUUCCAGAUGAAAGGGACAUUGGAUUGUAUUUCUUUCCGGGUGACAGUGAGAGAUAUGAGGACUAUGCCUUCCUCCUGGACUACAUUAGUUUCCGAAACUUGGCAUUGAGGAAACAGAUUGCGGAUGUUGAGCUUCUGGUUUUUCCCUCCAGACUUCUGCCUGCCAAUUGUCAAUGUUGGAACGGGAAGCGCUUCCUUUGGGGAGUAUUUCAUCGUCUGAAACAAGAUACCUCUGCCCGCCUAGACAAUAGGGAAAUAAAACUGUCCGUGCAACCAUCUAGUCACAAUCCGAAGUCUGAUAUGGAGGAGGUUGACAUGGACAUUGACAUGGUUGGUGGCAUUAACGUAGGAAGAAUCGAUGUUCCAGUUCAUGAGCGACCUCUUAGAGAGAAACAUAUACCCUCUAGACAAGAAUCUCUGUCUGCUUCUAUCUCCGGACGUGCUUUUGAUCCGGUGACCAUGCCUCCACUAAAUGUCGUGGAGCCGUGUCCCGCCAUUCCUCCUGGAUUUGGGGAGGUGUUUAGGCUCAGAGUCCAGGAUUCCUCCUUAUCUCUGGUCAAGAACGUAGAAGUUCAUGAAGGGAAAAGCAAAGAACAAGACGAUCAUCAUAGUCUUUAUUCUUCUUCUGCAGAGGUGAAAUCUAAAAAUGUGUGUGAUUGAGAAUUGAUUCUUAGAUGUUAGACAUGGAAACCCCAUAGAUAUUUGCUUCGCUUGUACAGCUAAGAAUUCAGAUAUUGACGCACUAGCAUUCACGUACACGUGAUGUGU